This is a messenger RNA of Cladocopium goreaui, 1722 nucleotides long. The record is from the annotation of a GenBank genome assembly. Lineage: Eukaryota; Dinophyceae; Suessiales; Symbiodiniaceae.
AUGCUCCAGGCCAACAAGGGCAACGUCAUCUCCAGGUUUCACAAGACAUCCCUGGAGAUUCGAAAUUUGGAGUUGACAUACUAUCUGACGGUCUUCAAUCGACUGUCUUCGAUCUCUUCCAUUCUGGCAGGUUUUGCCUCGUCGGCCCUCACCAUGAGCGUACCUGGAUGGGAAGACUCCUUGUUGGUGACCUCUUUUUUGGUCUUCACCAGCUGCGCAUUCGGGACGAACCUCUUGGUGAUUCUCAUUGCCACACUGUGCAACCUAUGGGGUCCAGGGAAGGCCCUCCGCGGAGCGGAUCAAGCUCAUUUACACCAAGCCAUUGAGGUUCUGGAGCAAGCGCAGAAGGAAGCGAUGCGCUUCUUCGUCAUCGGACUGUUUUGCUAUUUCAUUUCCACCAUCCUGGUCGUGUGGCUCUUUUUCGACAAGAUGGGAGCGUUGAUGACCACGGUGAUCCUGAUCUUUUUCUGCUUUUUGCUGGUCCGGCAGAGCUUGGUGAUUCGUCGUGCCUUCAUCCCCAAUGAAGGUUUCACCACGGGUUUGAUCCACGGGAACCCCGUGAAGAGUCACCCGAGUCACCCGGAAGGCACUGAACUCCGGUGCGCACUGAAGCAAUUGGACCCAGCCAAUGGAAAAGACAACAGUGCAGGUGAACGGCGUGAACGGCGGAUGUCCAUGGGCUCCGCCGGAGAGGUCAGCGCCGUCACAAUCUCGAAGGAGGGAAGACGAGAACAGUAUCGAAAGAUGCUCGAUGGCGAGAAUUCAGGUGUUUUCCACGUGAUUCUGGCAGCCAUCCUCUUCGGAACCGCUGUGACCAUCGUCGAGACGAUGCCAGAGAUGCGAAAUCACAUCGUUCUUUUCCAGUUCCUUGACACCGUGAUCGCGAUAUUUUUCUCCGCUGAGCUGCUGCUGCGUUUCUACGUCAGCAGCAGCUACUUGGAGUUCUUCACCAAUUGUUUCAACAUCAUUGACAUUUUGGCAGUGGUGCCCAACUAUGUGAGCUGGAUGAUGAUGCUGUCGCAUCUGGAAGCCCACAAUAUCCAUCAGGCCGCUGACUCCAUGCGCGCGCUGCGCAUGACGCGCAUCAUUCGCCUGGUACGCUUGGCGCGCAUGGCGCGCGUGGCGCGUCUGGUGAAAGAAUGGCAUGCCUUGAGCCAGAUGGAAUUGCUACUGAAGGUCUUUGUGGAGGAAACAGCACAUGGAAGUGGCGCCACUUCUUUGAUGCUGCUGGGUUUGAUCUCCUUGACCUUCGCGUGUUUGAUCUACGUGGCGGAUGAGCCUGAUUGCCAAAGUGCGCAGGAUGCGUCAAGUUGGAUGGUCUCCGACCUGGACUUGCCCAUGGAUCCAUGUGAAGAUACGUUUAUUUUCAACUCACUGCCUUCUUCCUGGUGGUGGGCAGUGGAAACUCUCACCACGGUGGGAUUUGGCGAUGUGAUGCCAACAGCUUCUCUGGCUAAGUUUCUUUCAGCGCUGUGCUGCGUUUGUGGCGUGGCGUUUCUGUCGCAUUUUUCGGCGCAGUUCUCCAUGCACUUCUGUCAGCGGUGGCUCAGGCUGCAGGCCACUCACAAGAUGAAAGAACAGAUGGACGAGGGCGACACAACGAGCGUCGUUGGUGUCGCCGGCCCGGGCCGGCCGAACGGCAGCAAGGAACUCGAGCGCCUGGAUGAACUCCUCUUGGCUUUCGAGGAAUCUCUGACGGAGCUGGUGGAUGAGGUGCGGUAA